Messenger RNA from Fundulus heteroclitus (mummichog), 1119 nucleotides. RefSeq lists its product as uncharacterized. Gene Ontology annotation, biological process: response to bacterium. The record is from RefSeq and is a predicted model, not a curated record. Lineage: Eukaryota; Metazoa; Chordata; Actinopteri; Cyprinodontiformes; Fundulidae. The coding region runs from base 23 to 844 and encodes 273 amino acids. The transcript has 5 exons.
UAGACUAGUGAUUUUUACCACAAUGACUAAAAGACUGUCUGCUCUGGUUCUUCUUACUAUAGUUUCUGUCACUCAAACUAACGAAGAUCCUCCUCAGAUCCCUUUCAAAGUGGUUGACAUUGGCGGGAAUGUUACUUUGCAUUGUCCAGUUUCAAAUACGGGAGGCAAAUUCUUCCACUGGUACAAGCAGCCACUUGGACAUAUGAUGCAGACUGUCGCUUCAGCAAGUAUAGCUGGGCUAAAAUUGACUGAACAAUUUAAGAACAAUCGCUUUAACCUAGCCGAGGGAGCAUCUCAGUACUCUCUUACCAUCAAAAACAUCAGUAAGGAGGAUGAAGCGGCAUAUUUAUGUCAAAACGGGACUGCUUAUUUUCAAAGUUUUGCUGCUGGUAUCUACUUGGCCGUGAACGAUUGUAACAGAGAAACAGUGACUCGUGUCAAACAAACUCCAGAGACAGCAUCAGUCCAGGAGGGUGACAUGGUUACUCUCCACUGUUCUCUUCUCUCCAAGACUCCUGUGGUCUCCAGUCAAUGUUCAGCUAAAUACGAUGUGCACUGGUUCAGAGUGGGAUCAGGAGAAUCCCAUCUAAGCUUCAUUUACACUCACAAGAACAGCAGUGACACUCACAAAAGCAGCUGUGUCCACCGACUGUCCAAAACUAUUCGGACCUCCUCAGAUACUGGGAUAUACUACUGCGCUGUGGUCACGUGUGGAGAGAUCUUGUUUGGAGAAGGGACUAAAGUAGAGACAAGAGCACAUGAGAAACCUGUUCUCAUUGUACUUGGUUUGCUGCUGGGUCUAUGCUUGAUUGUGAUUGCAGUUCUUAUAUUCUCUAGAGAUUGAAGGGUGAAAAUGGGACCUUGCUGACCGUGCAACUAAGUGUCUCUAUGCUGCAAGAGUAAAGAAAAUUAACAUUAUUGUGUGACAGUCAAAAAUGAGUACAAACUAGAAUUGUAAGCAUAAGUAUGAAAAAAGGCAGCAAAUAUGUUUCUUGUAAACUUUCUGGUGUUCAGUGCUUAUUUUGCUUUGCAAAAGAGACGAGAUAUUGUCUGCUUAAAAUGUUACGUUAUGUUGUUGUUGCUGUGUACCUGCUGUGGCCACGGUAAUCAUGUAUUGCA